This is a messenger RNA of Phaeodactylum tricornutum CCAP 1055/1, 2820 nucleotides long. RefSeq lists its product with no specific name. Lineage: Eukaryota; Bacillariophyta; Bacillariophyceae; Surirellales; Neidiaceae. Gene Ontology annotation, cellular component: AP-1 adaptor complex; Golgi apparatus; membrane coat. Gene Ontology annotation, molecular function: clathrin-cargo adaptor activity. The annotation marks the transcript as partial. The transcript is spliced from 3 exons. The record is from RefSeq and is a predicted model, not a curated record. Gene Ontology annotation, biological process: Golgi to vacuole transport; intracellular protein transport; receptor-mediated endocytosis.
CCCUGGAACAUGUCGUUGAAACUGCGAGAUCUUAUCCGUAAAGUGCGGCAAUGCAAGACUGCUGCGGAAGAACGGGCGGUCAUUGCGAAAGAGUCGGCAAUGAUUCGGACAGCUAUCCGUGAGGAGCAAGCGCACUACCGCCACCGGAACGUGGCGAAGCUGCUUUUUAUGCACAUGUUAGGCUAUCCAACGCAUUUCGGUCAGCUGGAAUGUAUGAAGCUCACGGCCUCCCCUCAUUUUCCGGAGAAGCGCAUCGGUUAUCUCGGAAUGAUGCUGCUCCUCUCCGAGGAUGCUGACGUUCUGAUGUUGUCUACGAAUGCCUUGAAGAACGAUCUUACGUCGUCCAAUAAGUUCGUUGCGGGUUUGGCACUCUGUGCCAUUGGAAAUUUGGCCACGGCUGACAUGUCUCGAGAUUUGGCUCCCGAAGUAGACAAGCAUCUCAAGUCUCCCAUGCCAUACAUUCGCAAGAAGGCCUGUUUGGCCAUGUCGCGUUGCCUCUCCAAGUGCCCUGACAUGGUGGAAGACUUUAUCGAUCGCGUCAUUACCUUGCUCAAAGACAAAUCUCACGGAGUUUUGAUUACCGUGGCGCAGCUCAUGACACAGAUUCUCAUGAUCGAUUUUCGGAAUGCCGAAGAAGAAGGUGAAGAUCCUUUUGCAACGCCUUGCCGUCAAGCUUUUUUGCGAUUGGUCCCAACGCUUGUCAAAAUGUUACGCAACUUGUUGAGCACAGGCUACUCUCCCGAACACGAUAUAGGUGGUAUAUCGGAUCCAUUCUUGCAAGUUCAGCUUUUGACUUUGCUUCGCUUGUUGGGUGCCAAUAAUGAAGAGGCUUCAGAAGAAAUGAAUGAUGUGCUGGCACAGGUCGCGACCAAUACCGAAACAUCUAAGAAUGCGGGCAAUGCCAUUCUCUACGAGUGCGUACAGACAAUUAUGGGGAUCGAAAGCGAAGACGGUCUCCGUAUUUUGGCGGUCAACAUUCUUGGACGCUUCCUCCUUAACCGUGACAACAAUAUUCGUUACGUUGCACUCAAUACCUUGGCACGAUGCAUUAUCGAGCAGAAACGCUCCGGAGACAUGAUUGAAACGGGUGACGGUGAAGAGACCAACAGUGCCAUGUCCGCUUUGCAGCGUCAUCGUACUACCGUCGUGGAAUGUCUAAAGGAUCCUGAUGUCAGUAUUCGCCAGCGCGCGCUAGAGCUCAUUUACCAUCUCGUCAACGACGACAACGUGGAAUCGUUAACAGCUGAACUUCUGAACUACCUUGUUCUUUGUCCACGUGAACAUCGAGGCGAUAUCUGUAGCCGCAUCCUUCGUGUCGUCGAUCGAUACAGCCCUGACGACAGGUGGAGAGUGGAUACGCUCAUCACUACCUUGACCAUUGCAGGACGAGAAGCGGCGAGAGAUGUCCAGUCUUCAGCAGUUGUCUACAUUUCUCGAGGAGGUGAAGACAUCCAUUCUUUUGCUACACACAAAUUGAUCAAAGCAAUCAGAGACGACGACGGGUCGCAACACGGACUGUUAGCCGUUGGUAUCUGGUGUAUUGGUGAGUACGGCGACCUGCUUUUGAAGCCAUACACCUAUACACAUCAGGCUUCCGAUGUAGCUAAUUUUUCUUCCAACGGUGGGCUAAUCACUUUCCAUGCACUCGACUCGUCUUCGGUCAUUGACACGAUUGAGCACGUAGCAAAGCGUCACGCCUGUCCAGAAAUGGUAAAGCAACGAGCGUUGACUGCGUAUGUAAAACUGAGCCAGAGACUAGCCAACAGUGGUGAUCAGGCAGCACUGGACCGACUGCGGCAAUUGCUGAAGAACCAAAACAUGUCACACUCGUUGGAGUUGCAAUUGAGAUCCUGUGAGUAUAGUGCUCUGGUUAAUGCCAGCAGAGGCGUGACAGCGUCUGCUCCUGCUCCUGUAACGGACGAUAUAUUUGGCAUGACCAACGAUAACGCAGGUGGAUCUGUAAGCGACGGUGUUAUUAAUGCAGCAAAGGAAGCUCUUGCCCGAAUGCCAGUUAUAGACAUGAAGGUUCUUCAAAAGCGGCUUUCUACCUCAGAUUGGGACGAUGACAGCACGCCUCGGAUUCCACGAGGUGCUGCCAAGAAGGAUACAAGCGGUGGUGAUUUAUUGGAUCUUAACGAUAUUUUUGGAGCUGCACCAACGCCAGAGACUACACAGAAUGGAGCAACCUCUGUUUCGGGAGCUGGAGAAACAGGAAAGAGUGAUUUGGAUCUGUUGUCUGACAUCUUCGCUGUGCAGGCAGCCACUGGUUCGGCCGCGGCACCAGUGAGCAAUGGUACCUUUGACUUGUUUGCAGCUCCCGUUUCACAACCUGCCCCGGCUCCCGUCGACCCGAUGGAUUUGUUUGGCCAAAGUAUCCCUGCCCCACCCCAUAUGUCCCAACCGAUGGACGACUUGUUUGGAUCAGCGCCAGCUCUUGCGGGACCUAGUGGUGUGAAAGUUUCUGGACCUAGCCACGCAGGCUUGUCGAUUGAAUUUGAGUGCACGAAACCAGAUACAUUUAAUCAGCAAAAGUCGGUGUUAACUGCCCACUUCAAGAAUACGUCAGGUGAUACAAUAUAUGGAAUGAAUUUACAGUGCGCUGUUCCGAAAUACGUGACAAUGGAAAUGGAGCCACCGACCUCCACUACGAUUCCCGUCUCCGGUGGUUCAAGUGAGGAAGUUACCCAAAAGAUUACGGUAACAAAUUCGAUGCUAGGCACAAAGAACUUGAUGCUCAAACUCAAAUUGAGUUUCACUGCCACGGGAGAGAGGAUAGAGCACAUGGCCACUGCUUCUGGAUUCCCAGCUGGUCAAUACUAG